Molecule: messenger RNA, 624 nt
Organism: Fukomys damarensis (Damara mole-rat)
Lineage: Eukaryota; Metazoa; Chordata; Mammalia; Rodentia; Bathyergidae
Product: protein FAM24A
Exons: 4
Coding region: 1-486 (161 amino acids)
Source: RefSeq, a predicted model, not a curated record
AUGGCUCCCCGGCUCCGAGUCCGUGGCUUCGAGUGCUGGGCUGUCGAGCAGAGGUCCGAGCUGCGACGCGUGAUCGGUCUUCGUUCCAGCAGAGCCUUCGGCGUCAGUUGGUCAAGUCGCGAUGAGUGGCGACGUGUGACGGUCAGGCCGGGUCGCGAUGGACGACGACGACUGGUCUUGGGUGUGUCUGCGACUUUUGACCUCCGGACAAUGAUCCUAGUCAUCAUUUUUAGCGGGAUCCUGGCGGCCAUGUUGGUGCUAAUAGGCGUUGUCAUCUGUCUUUACGUCAAACUGUCCAAGGCACUGAAGGAUGGAAAGGAAUGUGAUCUUGAGGCUAACUCAGCCAACACCAAGGACAUGGUCUUCCUGGCUGAAACUGCUGCUGCUGAAUCUUGCUCCAACCUUCACUUCUGUGAUGGAUGCGAAAUGUAUGCAGAUUAUGAUCCUCUGCCACCUUGUUUUUGUGACACAUAUGAGGGACUCUGAUGUGGGAUCGGUGGACACAAACAUCUUCAUGAGCAAUACUUUUCUUAGAAGACUGUUUUGUUAUUCAAAUUAAGUUCUAUAAUAUUUCUCCUAUACUAUGUAGCAUAAAAUGUUCUUUCAUGUACUUUUGAAUAAAUG